GCUUUCCAGGAAGUAACAAACGUGUAGCAGCGGAAAGUCGUGUACGGCGACAAACACUCAUUAAAGACAUUCAACUUGUGACAGUUUUUCACCAAAAUGGCUUAUCCAGGAUACGGCGGGCAGUACGGGGGUCCGAUGCCAGGAAUGCCAGCUCAGGGGAUGCCCAUGCAAGGAAUGCCGGGAGGGCACAUGGGAGGCCCCAUGCAGGGGCACAUGGGUGUGCCGAUGGGAGGCGCACCGCCACAGAGGGGGUAUGCCCCCUAUGGUGGAGGCUAUCCAGGCACAUACGGGGCCCCUCCCCCAGCUGCCAAUGAUCCAAUGUGGAGUUACUUCACAGCCAUAGCAGGCCAGGACGGAGAGAUCGAUGCAGAGGAGCUCCAGAGGUGUCUGACCCAGUCUGGUUUCACCGGCAGCUACUCUCCGUUCAGCCUGGAGACGUGCAGGAUCAUGAUCGCAAUGCUUGACAGGGACUUUACAGGGAAGAUGGGCUUCAACGAGUUCAAGGACCUGUUUGCGGCGCUGAGCGGCUGGAAGCAGAACUUCAUGAUGUUCGACCAGGACAGGAGCGGAACGGUGGAACCUCACGAGAUGACUCAGGCAGUCAACGCUAUGGGAUACCGCGUCAGUCCUCAGGGCCUGAAUGCAAUCAUCAAGCGCUACAACAAAGGAGGGAGGAUCUACUUCGACGACUACGUGGCCUGCUGCGUCAAACUGCGAGCUCUCACAGAGAACUUCAGAAGGAGAGACACCAUGCACCAGGGAGCUGUCACCUUCCAGUAUGACGACUUCAUCCUGUGCACAAUGGCCAUCUAAUGUCCGCUGUAUGUCCCACGCCACAAGGUCAGCGUGCCCAACGAGCCGAUCAGUGGUGGAUUCUGGGCCGUCGCCUCAUAGGAAUACAAAAAGGAGGCCAGUAUAUUUGACUGAGCGGCUGCGAGCCGCACCAGGAAAGUACCCAUUGCUUGUAAUGCUUGCCGUAACGCUUUAGUCUUGUAUGUCGCACAGGGACGUGCUGAAGAUGUAUCAGGCGUACACACGUAUAUAUAUCUAUAUAUAUAAAUAUACACAGUAUGUAUCGACAGAAUUAGAAAAAGUAUGUAAACGCGUUCGAGAUGAACACAUAGAGGCUUUAAAGAACGUUGGUUUGUGGAAAAUGUAGUUUUAAUAUUAUGAAACUCCCAAAGUGAAACGAUGCUAAGAGGAUGUUGUGACCUGUGAGACACCUACUGUGCCAUUAUAAUCUCUGAAUGUAUGCUCUAAUAUAUUAAACCCAUUUAUAUAGAAUUUCUUAGUAAUGGCAGCAUCAUAAUUAAUUAAAUGUUAGCAUUUACUGAUAACAUGUUGAUUUGCUUUUAAACUGAACUUCAUCCAGUUACGAAUUUUUGCUAAAAAAAAUUGCGCACUUCUGUUCCAUAAAACGUAUAAAGUUUAGAUGAGCUAGAUGUUUAACUUGUUAACAAGCCAAAGUGACUGUGAGCCGAUGUGAAUCCACACUGAUACCUGUUACUAAUGGUAGUGAGAUAUAAAAGUAUGUUCAUAUGCCUGAACUUUGUUUUCUAUGUUUGCGUACAAACACAGCCAUGUUUUCGUUUGCAAAAACUGUGGUGAAGUCAAUCCGUGCACAAACCCAACAUAUGUAGUAAAGAUCAUAUUUUGUUACUCACAAUAAACACUUUCUAAUCAGUA
Messenger RNA from Anoplopoma fimbria (sablefish), 1686 nucleotides. RefSeq names its product grancalcin (gene gca). The coding region runs from base 97 to 813 and encodes 238 amino acids. The record is from RefSeq and is a predicted model, not a curated record. Gene Ontology annotation, molecular function: calcium ion binding. Lineage: Eukaryota; Metazoa; Chordata; Actinopteri; Perciformes; Anoplopomatidae. The transcript has 8 exons.